This is a messenger RNA of Perca flavescens (yellow perch), 1752 nucleotides long. It is a transcript of the gene cskmt, whose product is annotated as citrate synthase lysine methyltransferase. The record is from RefSeq and is a predicted model, not a curated record. The coding region runs from base 427 to 1086 and encodes 219 amino acids. The transcript has 2 exons. NCBI's taxonomy places the organism in Eukaryota, Metazoa, Chordata, Actinopteri, Perciformes, Percidae.
CAAACUUACAUAUUUUAAUUAACUGGAAUGUUGCUGUAUGGUGUAACACAUGGCAGUGCCACUGCAGUCAAUAAGCUAGCUAGCUAGUUAGCCAACUAACGUCACAGUGGGUUAGCGACAACGUUAUGUUUGACAAGUUGAAUAACGUUAGGUAUCUGUUUUAGGAAGUGUUCAUUUUACUUAACGUCAGCAAGUUUGUGUUAAUUGACACUUUAUAUAGGUUACACAUUCAUUCAAGAGCUCUAAUUUGGAUACGUACCAUCAAUAGUUUUGCACUUAGCUAGCUAGUUGCCAGUAUGUUAGCUAACGUUACACAAAGCUAAAACGAAUACAUACAUAGCUACAUAUAUCAACACAUCUCUAACGCAGUUUCAACAACAACGAACUGACAUUAUCAUCUUCAAAAAUGCUGAACUGAUUGAAAACAUGGAUAAGAAAGCAACCUGGGACCGCUUCUACGCCGAGAGCAGCAGCGAGACAUCCACCUUCAAAAACUUUGAGUGGUUCUUUGGCUUCGAUGCUGUCCGGGACUUCAUUAUGCCUCUCUUGCACACCGAGUCCCACCCAGAUGCUCUGCUCCAAGUCCUGGAUAUGGGCUGUGGCACUUCUGCUCUAGGGCCCUGUAUUUUCAGACACUCAGCCCACCCGGUCCGGGUCACUUGUGCAGACAUCUCUCCCGUAGCUGUGCGACUAAUGCAGGAACACGUCCGAGCCAAAGCCAUUCAGCCUCACAAUCUCUGUUCUCAGCUGGAGUUCGUAGAGCUGGACUGCACACAGCUUCACAGGCACUAUGGCUGUAGCAGCGUGGACCUUAUAGUUGAUAAGGGCACCACAGACGCCUUGUUGAGGUCUAAGGAAGGGAGAGGGAAGGCCAGUCUGGUGCUGAAGCAGUGUUUGAAGGUGCUGCGGAGCUCAGGAUCUGUGCUCCAGUUCUCCGAUGAGGACCCUGAUGCCAGGCUGCUGUGGCUGGAGACGGAGGCCCAGGAGCCGGGGGUGAUGGCAGCAGAUGUUGGGGUGCAGGAGGUCGGGGAGCUAAGGGGAAUGUCUUACUACUGCUACCAAGUGACUCCUCGCCCUAUUGUAUAGCAGCUAGGGACAGACCGAUUAUCGGCCCGUUUUUUUUGGCAGUUUACAGAUUGCCUGUAUCAGCGUUUUAUUUGCCGGAGAACAGAUGAAGUUAAUUAAGUAAACCGAGCGCUCCCUCUGCUCUGGUUUCACUCACCACUGAGCCUGACCUAAUGUCCCGCCCACACCACUAUCCGACUGUGUAUUAUGUUGACAGUUUGUCAUUUAUUAAAUAAUUGCCUAAAGCAUGUGUUGGAUUUUGAAACAUUCCAGAAUCUUAAUUUUGACUUUUUAUUUUCGCCGUAUAUGCACAUUGGUUGCAAAUAUCGGUUAUCAGUUUUAUUAACUACUAAUAAUCUCUAUCGAAAAAAAACAGUAUUGGUCGAUCCCUAAUCUGGACAGUCAUAAUGUUAAAUAAGAAAAAGUCUUAUUAAAAGUUAAAUUUUUUAACAUGAUAGUAAAAAAAAAAAUGCAUGUGUUUUACUCUCACUCAAUCUGCCUCAUUGUUGUCUUUUUCUGUGAUCGAUGUACAAGACAAGACAAAUGACGUGUGUCAAGUCUGGCUCAACGGAUGUACAUCGCUGGGAUAAAACUUGACAUCCGGCGCGUCCCCUUCCCCUCACUAUCUCCGCUGUUGGGGCUUUGUGCCGCCCAGGGUGGUUGUGAUUGGUUUAAAGAAAUGCAAAC